AUGGUGGUUCCUGCUCAUGGGCCAUCUGCAAUCGAUUCAGCUAAUCUGAGGUCACAGGUACAUGUUACAGUCAACAAAUCGUCAUCAUCAUCUUUGUAUUUUAUCAAAACAGACUUCGAUUCUAACUCUCUUUCGUUGCCCCUCCCUCCUUCGAUUCAAAGGUGCUUUGUUUAUUACAGAGUGGUAGUAGAGGCGAUGGUGUUGCUGAUAGCCCUAACCAAUAGUCAUCCUCAAAGAAGUUGUAUGGAAGGAAAACUGAAGUAUAUGAGGGAAACCUCAAGACCUUCUUUACUAAGUGAAAAAGGAACAAGUCUAUGUGUGUAUAUAGCUUAUAUUGUAGAUGUAGUGUAUAUUUGGGUGAGGCGAACAAGUGGAGAAGAUGAUGAUAACCAGUGGCAGAUUGUUGGUGAUGACUUCAUUGUUAGAAAAGGUUUGGCAACAAGCUCUAUUGUUCAGAUAGUGAGAGAAGGUCAAGAACCAGAGCAACUAUGGAAGCAUCUUCACUGUUUCUCAUUCCAAAACACAGGAGAGAAACAUUAG
Molecule: messenger RNA, 540 nt
Organism: Lactuca saligna
Lineage: Eukaryota; Viridiplantae; Streptophyta; Magnoliopsida; Asterales; Asteraceae
Source: the annotation of a GenBank genome assembly